AUGGCGAGGGCGUUCGCAGAAACAGCAUAUGGAAUCGCUCCUCGCGCCGCUCUGCUCGCACGGCGCUUCCACGACGCCGCGCGCACGCAGCAGGUUCUCAACGCGCACCGCCGCGUUGCACGAGCCGUCGUCAGGCCAGGCUCCGCUGUUGGCGCCGUGGCCAUCACCGUGCUCCCCAGACAAUCGGCAACUGAACCACGCCCAAUGCAAAGUGAGGACGUAGUGGCGCUGGUGGCGGAGAGGGGCUUUACGGGCACAGUCGAAACGUGCGAGCUCGUUCGCGAGGAGGAGACGCUCCCCGUCGUCAGGCACGAGCGUUACGUGCUCAUCGAUCUGCUGCGCGCGAUGUUUGAGGAGGCCGACGCCAACGCCGACGGCAUGAUCACCGUGCCAGAGCUUGCGGGCUUCCUCUCGCGCCAUGGACUCGAGGGUGCAACGGGGUGCAUCUCGGCGCUGCUGCUGCGCACGAGACUCGUCGGCUUGCAGGACAAUUCGGCCUCCGGGACUCUUAGCGAAUACGGCGUGCACCGAUCCCUCAUGCACGUGGCGGCGGCCUCGAUCUUUGAUGUGGCAGACCGGAACAGCGACGGACGCGUAAGCAGAGGAGAACUUGAGGUGCUCUUUGCGAGCAUGGGGCUGGGGGAUGCAGAGCGAGCCGCAGCUAGUUUUACCGAACACGACGUGGACGGAGACGGCUCUAUUGACAAAGGCGGCCUAUAG
This is a messenger RNA of Emiliania huxleyi CCMP1516, 720 nucleotides long. RefSeq lists its product as hypothetical. Bases 1 to 720 code for a protein of 239 amino acids. Lineage: Eukaryota; Haptophyta; Isochrysidales; Noelaerhabdaceae. The transcript is spliced from 2 exons. Gene Ontology annotation, molecular function: calcium ion binding. The record is from RefSeq and is a predicted model, not a curated record.